AUGCGCCAAAAUACCAUGUCACGAGGAUCCGCUUCUUUGACUGGAUCAAGGAAUUUGUUUCAUUAUGCAGUUACUCAACGACAAGUUUCAAACAACUGGGCAUAUUCUCGAGGUGCCUUUGACGGAUGCUACAUUUACUUUACGGCUAAAAAUGUAUCUUCAAGCCAUGACUCCGUUGAAAUCUCUUUUUGUCCAUUGUGUGCAUCCUCUUCUAUGGGUAGUUUUGGAUGCUGUAUUGUCGAAAUAAAUCAGGGAACCAAAUUAUUUAUCCAGCUUGGUCAGUCUCCUGAUUUUGAGUUACUCAUUUCACUUGAUAUCAAUGGUCGGAUUCUCUUGCCCGACGGGGUGGGCAGAUAUGAUGCUAUCUACUAUUUCCAUCCCCGUCCUGCCUUGGAGGCUGCUUUUAUGGGAUGUAGACUACAUUACUAA
This is a messenger RNA of Protopolystoma xenopodis, 429 nucleotides long. Lineage: Eukaryota; Metazoa; Platyhelminthes; Monogenea; Polystomatidea; Polystomatidae. The record is from the annotation of a GenBank genome assembly.